UGCCAACUGGUGCUAAGUGUAACGUAAUACUUCUUUUGUUUCAUUUUUAACAGGAAUGAGGAGGAAUAAUGUCACUCACAGAGGUAUACUGUUUAGUAAACCGAGCUCGAGGAAUGGAAUUGCUCUCGCCAGAAGAUUUAGUGAAUGCGUGCAAGAUGCUGGAAGCGCUGAAAUUACCUCUCAGGCUCCGAGUUUUCGACAGCGGCGUCAUGGUAAUUGAGCUUCAGGCCCACAAGGAAGAGGAAAUGGUGGCCUCAGCCUUGGAGACAGUUUCAGAAAAGGGAUCCCUAACGUCAGAAGAGUUUGCCAAGCUCGUAGGAAUGUCUGUCCUCCUGGCCAAAGAACGGUUGCUUCUUGCAGAGAAGAUGGGCCAUCUUUGCCGAGAUGAUUCCGGAAGCUUGCGAUUUUACCCAAAUUUAUUUAUGACACAGAGCUAA
This is a messenger RNA of Equus caballus (horse), 437 nucleotides long. Its product is annotated as vacuolar protein-sorting-associated protein 36-like. Gene Ontology annotation, biological process: protein transport to vacuole involved in ubiquitin-dependent protein catabolic process via the multivesicular body sorting pathway. NCBI's taxonomy places the organism in Eukaryota, Metazoa, Chordata, Mammalia, Perissodactyla, Equidae. The record is from RefSeq and is a predicted model, not a curated record. Gene Ontology annotation, molecular function: ubiquitin binding. Gene Ontology annotation, cellular component: ESCRT II complex; late endosome membrane.